Messenger RNA from Colletotrichum navitas, 705 nucleotides. RefSeq lists its product as uncharacterized. The record is from RefSeq and is a predicted model, not a curated record. The transcript is spliced from 2 exons. NCBI's taxonomy places the organism in Eukaryota, Fungi, Ascomycota, Sordariomycetes, Glomerellales, Glomerellaceae. The annotation marks the transcript as partial.
AUGACGCCUGAGAGAUGUAUCACCGUCGCACAAGGCAGGAGGUAUAUAGGAGUGUUCCUUGACACCUGUUAUGCAGCUGACACUCUUGAUUUCGUUACUCCUGUACAACUGGAUAGUUGUAAUCUACUUUGCCCUGGAGAUGCUAGACAGCUUUGUGGUGGCGUUGUAACCGUCACGUCCCCCGUACCAAGAAACAUCAGGCCGUGGAUAUCUAGGCGUGCGGCUCCCGCAAAUAUUUUGCUCACGAUCUACGGAAUACCGAUUGGUUUACUAGGCACAACUGUCGUUGGACCUGGCACGACUGUUGUGAUGCCGCCCGCAACAAUCGUCGGUCCGGGUAUCACCACCACCGAGCCUGGCGUGACCAUUAUUGGGCUGACGACGAUUCUUCUCCCUAAUGUACCAGGCGGCACAGUCGUCCCUAGUCGUCCCCUCACUAUCAUCGGUCCCAGUGGAGCUCUCAUUCCCACCGCCGUGCCCAUCUCUGGCAGUGCCAUCACCUCUAUGGUAACUACUGUAACCUACACCACCGUAGACUCAGCUAGGCCUACCGCCCUUGUCCUUGUUACGCUUUGCACCACGCUCUACUUCGAGAACUGCCAUUGCCCAACCCAAGUCAUUCCGACGGUUCCUAUGACUACGUAUGAGGCCAAGUGCGACAGGUGUGGCCACGGUGGAAAGAACACGGUCACCCUUACCGUUCCG